Messenger RNA from Ipomoea triloba (trilobed morning glory), 1016 nucleotides. RefSeq names its product stress protein DDR48-like. The record is from RefSeq and is a predicted model, not a curated record. Bases 93 to 791 code for a protein of 232 amino acids. Lineage: Eukaryota; Viridiplantae; Streptophyta; Magnoliopsida; Solanales; Convolvulaceae. The transcript is spliced from 2 exons.
AUGCAAACAACAUCAGCCAAGAAACAUAUUUUAGCAUUCAUAUAAUAUUUCAUCCACUACCAGAAACCAAUUCUCAAAAUACUAAAAUAAUCAUGUCUGAUGAGGUGAAGCACCACCACCACUUUGGUCACCACAAAGACAAUGAGGAAGAGAGGCAAUCUUCCUAUGGUGAAAACACUUAUGGCACUGAAAAACCUUAUGGCCAAUCAGGCGGCUAUGGGGAAGAGUCUUAUGAGAGGAAAAACACCUAUGGUGAUGACUCUUAUGAGAGGAAAAACACCUAUGGUGAUGACUCUUAUGAGAAGAAAAACACCUAUGGAGAUGACUCUUCUUGUGAGAGGAAAAACACCUAUGGAGAUGACUCUUAUGAGAGGAAAAACACCUAUGGAGAUGACUCUUAUGAGAAGAAAAACACUUAUGGAGGUGAGGAGUCUUAUGAGAGGAAAAACAGUUAUGGAGAUGGGCAAACAGACAAGUAUGGGAGUGAAGGCGGCAUAGAAGCGGAGGAAGGGAGAAGUCAUGAGGAUUACGAAAAGGAGAAAAAACACCACAAGCAUCUCGAACAGCUCGGCGGGCUUGGCACCGUCGCCGCCGGUGCCUAUGCCUUGUACGAGAAGCACGAGGCAAAGAAAGACCCAGAGAAUGCGCACAAGCAUAAGAUAGCAGAAGAGGUGGCGGCAGCAGCUGCCGUUGGAUCAGGUGCAUUUGCAUUCCAUGAGCAUCAUGAGAAGAAGGAAACUAAGGAGGAAGAAGAAGAGGCUGAGGGAAAGAAGAAGCAUCACUUCUUUUAAUUACUGCACUACUCCGUAUAUAUAUUAUGUGUUUUUACGUGUUUGUGUUUGUGUGAAUAAUGGGUUUGGGCUUAUGCAUGUUGAGGUACGAGGAGGGUUUCUUUGUACCUGUACCUAGCUAAGCUACCUACUCUAGUCCUGUAUGUCCAUUGAGAUGUUUUAUUAUUCUCUAGUAUAUGUGAAUCGGAUUAUAAUAAUACUAAUACUACUAUAAAGUUUAUUAUA